AUGGCCAGCAACGGUUAUGAUCGACAGCAAGGCAGGUAAGUUAUAUUUUGGUCGAUGCAUCAACCACUGUUGCUUUUUAACACAAUUAAACACCUCGAUUUCUGCGAGCUUUCCCAUUUCUGUGAUAUAAUUAGCCAUGAUAACGACUAUUAGUAAGUGUAAGGAGCCUAUUUGUUUUAAUGUACAUCAUUUUGUCCCUGAGUCAGCUGAGACUGUGGUGAUUGCAGAUAAACCUAGCGGCUAAAAUGUCUUCGAGGCAUCGACUUCGUUCCGCACUCAGCGUGGUACCACUACGUAGUACAAAAGUUUGCUUGUUACACAAUAGUGGGACUUGAAUUUGUAACUUUUGGUGCGGCGUUCGGGCACUUUUUUGAACGAGGAAUAUACAAUUGGGUUUCUUUUCAUACUUAGCGGGACGUAUAUUUGCGUAGUGGGCAUGUAUCUACGUCCUUAAAACUCGUCAACUCAGUCACUUCAACGUUACCAAACAUUAGUCUGCAAUGAUCUUUUUUUGAGGGUUUUAAACAUGAAUAUUUUUAGUUAAAGAAUUUUCUGAAGCUCUGUUUUAUUUCACACUGUUACCACUUUUCUCCAUCCCGGGUGUACAUUCCAGCGCAAGUGAACACUCAUAUUUGACGCUUUGUUCAUGUCACUUUCAAUGAUUUCUUGAUUUCGUUGGGAUCUAUUAAAUGGAACAGGACCUCCAUCUCAUGAUGCAUCUCCUAUCAACACAAUUGCUAGACAUAAUUACACUAUUUUAAAAAAACUGUAAACUCACUUCUUGCACAAGACUAAAAACGGUAUGUCAUUAGUUAGAAAUUAUUGAAUGAGGCUGAGUAGGAUAUGAAGAAUUCUGCAGAUCAAGGAUAGUGGAUAACACCCUCCGAGAUCUGCAGAAUUGUUCAUAUCCUACAAAAGCCGAAUUCAAUAAUUGUUUAACUAUUCCUUCAAAAAAAUUCCAAGUUUAAAAACAAGCUAAAAAAUGCUAACCUAGGUCGAUGUAAGUUCAUAUCGAAAAUGCAUCUUUAUAGCGAAGUUUAGUAGAUAAAGACCUGUUCAGGUCUACAAAUAUACUUCAAAUAGCAGAUGUCGUCCGUCUUCAUGUUGUUCUUACCAUGUUUAUAGACAAUAUUUCGCCGCGAAACGAGUAAAAUGUUCUGCCAACUGUUCAGCCAUUUUGUUCACACUACGUAAACAACUGAACCUCGUCCCCGGGUUUUCUCGGUUAACGGUUCAACAACCAGCAACCAGGCUGCACUUUUGACGUUAUUUUGACGUCAUCGGUUCAAUACGACAAAAUUCUUGCCAAAUUUGGUCAACAGUAGCUGGUUAUGGUGAAUUAUGCGUGUGGUUUUAGCCAAUCAGAAACGGGGAAAUAUUUUAAAUGAAUAAUAAUGUAGUUUAUGGGGCUUAAGAAGUGAGAGGAUGUACUUUUAUCACAUUUAUAAUAAGAAGCAGUUAUAAAUAAAACGAUGUGCUGGAUAAUAGUUCUUUCAGCAGGUAAUUAAAAAAGUAAACGAUCCCCUAUAUUAGAGAGCCACAUCAAUACUUAAAGCACUAAGAAUACGUAAGAGAAUUGUAAAUUUGCUGAACAAAAAAAUCUUCAGAUAAAAUCCGUCUUUUGAAAAAGACAUUUGUAUUCUGGCUUUUCAGCUUACCUUACACUGAUUUCAUGGACAAAAGUCAGAAGAGUGAGUUUGUUAAAGUCGCAAGAGAUUUGAAGGGGUACGUCAUUGGAAGGGGUCGCCGUGUGAUAAACGAAAUCAUGGAUAAGUCGGGAGCAACAGUUAGUACACAGAGCAAGGAGGAGGAAGGGUUUACAAUCAGUGGUAAUCAAGAGCAAAGAGAAUGUGCCAAAAAGCUCAUCUUACAAAAAGUGGUAAGUAGGUACAGAAAAAUGUGAAAAUUCUUGAACGAAAGACGGUGGCGAAACUCACCCCCGCUUUGUCUACUUUUAUAUAGUGAUUACUCUUGUCGGAAAUACCAAUGUGCUGUUGACCAAAUUUAUUGCAGAGAUACGAUUUCCAACGUAAUUUUGAAAAUCAACACUGGUCACAACAUGAUAUGGCCGCCAUGCAUGUCUGUUUGUUUAUUAAAAAUUAUCAUGAAUAAAUGACACUUGAAAUGCAUGUUGUCUGUGAAAUAAACUGACUCAAAUGCUAACAUUCCUUAACAAAGAGCUCUGUAUUCUCUUCAGGUGGCCUCAUUUGACCUGGUAGUUGGCGGGAUCUCACCUUGCUUAGGCAGGAAAAUUUAAAUAAGAAAGUUUUCUUCUGCCGUUACGUUGUUGUUAUUGUUGUAUUUUCUUACUGUAGAUGAUCUGUCAAGAAUUGGAAAGAAAUCGAAAGAAAAAUAUCUUUCUAACAAUGGUUUGAAACGGCGGGCAGAGUUUACCAUCCACCUAAGCUGCAGGCGAAGCUGACGAAACGGCUGCCAGCCCUCUGCUUGUUUAGAUGGUGUUCUUGCUCAGAGCAUGCAUGCGUAUGCGUGCAUCCGCUGAACGACAAAUGUUUGAGCGCAUCAAAUCUGAUGGCGGGAAAUUAAAAACUCCGCAAAAUUACAGUCCUUUUGAAAGCCAUUUCGUUGUUAAAUACUAUACUUUCCCACUAAAAACGUUCUCCAUGACAAAAGUCGCACGUUAACUACGCAGGUUUUCAGUUGUAGGUUUUUCAGCGGUAGAUUUUCUUGACUUUUAAAGGCUGUGAGACUCAACACCAAAAGUUACUGUUCCUGAUUUUUUUCCAAAGCAACGAAUUUCUUUGGCUUGAUUUCCAACACACGGUUUUACUUAUGAAAGAAGAAAUGCAUCGCAGCAAUGGUCAGCUGCUUUAAAAUAGCGUAAAAUGGUUUUAUACGCUAGGUUUAUUUAUUAACAUGUUGUUUAAACUGAUCGCGGAGGGUACGCGUUAAUGUAUGCCACAAACACACGAAAUCAAUGUUUUUAUAGUUUCGUGGAAAAAUAUGAAAAAAUAUCAUUUUACAGAAAAUGAAGAGUGCAUUCAGUCUUAAGACAGCAACAAUUGAUCAUAUACUACGUACUGGAGCAUUUCAUAAGCUCACUCUGAGCAGAUAAUACAAAUGCAUCCUAAAUAACGACAAUACGACUACUUUAAAAGAUUCUAAAAGAUUCAGAGAAUUGCCCUAAGGUUGGACCCGUGUAUCCUAAAUUUUUAUUAUAAGAGCUACGUUAUCAAUGCCUCACCGUUUUCAAAGUUAACUAUCAAAAAGUGUAGGGAAAAUGUAGUAGUUUCAAAUACUUUUCAGCUUCUGUUAAAUGAAUCGGGGAAACUACCAGCGACAACAACCUUACCGAGGAGUGUACGAAGACAGCAAUGAAACCGAAUAUGUUUGACAAAAAUUGAGUGCUGACCUCUUUCGUAAUUGUUGCAAUCCAUUUAAACUGAUAAUAUCACUGGCUCAAUACGGAUGGUGUUAGGUAUCAAAAAUUGAUUUAAUACAUCUAAAUGAGUGGAACUCUUCAAGUUUGUUGACAUGCGUUGAAAUACAGUAUGUUAUGGUUAUUUUGAGGAGCAAGGGAUGGCGCAGUGGUGAGAGCACUCACCUCCCACCAUUGUGGCCCGGGUUCAAAUCCCAGUGUCGAAGCCAUAUGUGGGUUGAGUUUGUUGUUGGUUCUCUCCUUUCCUCCAAGGAGUUUUUCUCCGGGUACUCCAGUUUUCCUCCCUUCUCAAAAACCAACAUUUCCAAAUUCCAAUUCGACCAGGAAUCAAGUAGACGAAGAACCACUUCGUGCAUGUGCUACCUCUAAAUUAUUAUUAUUUAUUUAUUUUACAGUGUUGUCCAUUUUCUCAACGGCGUUUUUCAGAAAACGUGAAGUGAGUGGGUGGUUAACAAAGUGCAUCACAAGUAUUAAAUAAAGCAAAAAGCCUUCUCUUCCACUUUUCCCCCUCCCAAAAAAGCUCAUUAACUUCAGUGAAGAUAUGGGGCCUGCACCCGCGUUUCUUUUUGCAAAAACGACACUGAAGUGUACUUACAAAAUCGCAAGUUAGUGUAGCCACUUAGGUGUUCUUUGUAAGUGGACCACUCGUAGAUAGCCAACGAGGCCCUAGCCGAUUUGGCCAUAAUCAAUCAUAUUCAACAAGCGUGAGGUAUAACUGUUUUGUUACUGAAAAACCGACGUCCAGAAAACAUCAAUAAAUCUUCCCGACUUUUCCAAGGCCAACCGGAAGAGACAAGGGGCUUCCGGUUCUCAUUUGUCACACAUCUAUCAAAACUGUCACAUUUGGUCAACGAGAACACAGUGAAAAGAAAAAAUUACGGUGAACACCUAACAACUCAUCAGGAUUCUCGCUCUGUACUCUGCUUGACAGAGAAAAAAAAUCGCAGAUAAUGUUAACAAAGAUAAUUUUUCAAUGCAACCAUCGAAAUUAUUGUGAAUUUGGAUAUCUGGUGUAGUAAUUGAAGGAAGCUAUUCACGCGGUCGCCAUGCAGAGAGCUCGUGCAAAGCUUGUCAUGAAGUUGUUUGAAGCUUUGCCGUUUGAGAACAGAAUCUAUAGAUGCCGGAUUUGUGUAGUGGAUGGGUUCAUAGCCUUCACUUGCAGCUACUUCCAGCAGUAAAUAACCGUCCAAAAUGCAAAGAUUCAGUUGUCACCUAUGGGAGGUAGUCGCUUCCGAGAGGCGAACCAUAGGGGGUCUCCUCCGAGAAGGGCUUUAAACACAGACGUUGUGGAAGAAUUAAUUGCAGGAAAUUUCUAAGGUACAAUAUGUGUAGUUCGAUCUUGUCACUAAAAGUUUAUCGUAUACUCUGAUUAGUGUUGCACAUACAGCGAACAUAGACUUAAACCAUGCGUCAAGUGGUCGCUUACAAGAGGUUAAGAACAAAGAAAAAUUCUAAAACCGUCAUCCUAAAAAGUGGUUGCGGUUACGAGAGGUUCCAACUGUAGUGAUUUAACUGGAAAAAUGUUGUUGUUUUUUUGUGGCUAAAUUUAUGUUAGGUAAGGUUCCACUUGAGCCGAUGCAACCAGCGGCUUUACUCUUUCAAGCACGUGUUCUACGGGGAUGCCGGCGGCCCCUUUAAAUUGCAGUGCUUUUACGUAUUACUUUAGUUUUGCUUGAGGCACCUAUCCUAAGCUCAUCUAUUGGCGAGGAGUUAAAGGUAAGUUGUCGCUUAUAGGGAGGUGCUUUCUUACGAGAGGUGGUCCCACAUGGAGGUUCGACUGUUGUCGGUUGUGGUGUAUAUUCUGUUUGUCGGAUGAACAGGGCGGAGAUAUACUUCGGCGAGUGGCUUCGUGAUCGCCAAGAAAUUUACCAAACACGCUUGACUUCUUUCGUAGCCGGUCGAGAUGUUUUUCAUGUAUUUUCAAAAAAUCAUCAUGUCAUACUGUUUAUACUUUUGGGUCUUUUGUUGUAUUUUCCGACGAAAUUGCAUUUCGAGCAGUCUAAGAAUUUUCUCCGGUCGCCAUUUCUUCCCUCUGAGAAAAAGAACUUCAGCAUGCUUCUAAUCUUGAACUGACGCGUAAACUUAACAUAUUUAUAGAGCAUGGUAUAAUGGCUCAUAUGCUGUGAUGGCUAAGCCAAUCAAACUCAAGAACUGCAUUAUCCGAUGAUUCAGUUUUUUAUACCCCGUGAUCGCUUAGCCAAUCAAAACUCUUUAAUUGCAUAAACCAAUGAUCCAUUUUUUAAAGAUAUAAUGAAAGGACCUGUCACGUCGUCUAAUGUGCAGGUCACCUUGGCCGCCAGCUCUGAUUUGUUAAAACACUGGCACCCGUAGACAACAACAACAAAACCUGGCUCGGGUAAACCUCCGUAAGUCAUCAAAUUACAAAUGGUUAGGGAUACGGUUAUAGCGGUUGAUCUGAUCCAGGUUUUGUCGACGCCGGGCAGAAUGGUAAUUUACUUUUUAUUUACUGGUAAGGAGCAAAGGAGAAAGAGUGAAUUUGUUGAGGUGCCAAGAAACUUGAAGAGGUACGUGAUUGGAACUGGUGGCGUUGUGAUAAAAGAAAUCAGUCAAAAGUCUGGAGCAAGAGUUUCCCAGACCAUGGAGGAGGAAGGGUUUACAAUCAGUGGUAACCAAGAGCAACGAGCAUGCGCCAGGCGGCUCAUCUUAGAAAAAGUGGUAAGUUAAUAAAUUACAAAUGUGAAACAACUUUUGGAAUGAAGACUGUGAACUGCAGAAAUACAAAUUUAAAUGAAGAUAUGAUCGUCGCAGUGGUAAUUGUAAUUUAAGCAAUUGCAAAUUAACCCGAAAAAAAUUUCGGGACUUUCACGGGAUUCAAACCCAUGGCCUGCAGUGCUCUACCAACUGAUUUAUGAAGACCAUUACAUUGGGAGGAGGCCAAUUUGUUGAGUCAUCUUAACCCAUGAAUUGUGACCAUCAAUUUCACAGCUACGCAACCGUUGAAAUGUAGGAAGUUUUGGAAGGUGUGGAUAUUGAAAAAGAAAAAAAACGAACAAACAAAAGCAAAAAACAAAAUAUGGGAAGGUUGGCCUUGAAUGUACAAGAAGUGACUUAAUUAUUGGUUGAAAUAUACUUACAGUAACUUAAACUUACUGUCGGUGCCAAAUUUGUGUUUCUUACAGUUUCAAUAUCCUCAUCUCCAUAACGACAGUAUCUUCGAUUUUUUUCCCUACAUGUUCGCCCUGCGUGUAAGGCCCUGCAUGUUUCCACUUCCCUGCAGUAUUCCAUGUAAGGUAAUGGCGCUGUUUGUGUUGUUUCCUUGACGAAAAUAUGCGACCAAGUGAAUUUUAAUUUCGAUUUGAGUGUGGCAGUGAAAAUAAUGGUAAUUGUCACAGGCUUGCACCCAGCAAAACAAUUGUUCGCCUUCCCGGCAAGGACACAAGGAAGCUAUAUUCUUAAAAACGUGAUCAAAUAGACCUACAAAGUAAGAGUUGUUGAUUAGGUUAACGUAUUUUGUUAAACAUUAAGAAAUGCUUCAAUGGGUAAUGGCAAGGGAUCCCUUGCCAUUACCCAUUGAUUCACUGAGUGUUAGCGGGCAGAAAGCAGAGUAGACCUGGGCGCAACACCUUAGCCGCCUUCAAAAUACUGACACUGGUAUGACUAUUAGCUAAUAGAGGUCUAUUUUUUUUAUCUCAACUAUUACUGUUGUUUUAGGUGAACGUUUUGUUUCUGUUGUUUUACUGCUCAGACGUUCCGCCAUAUUUAUUAAAACGCUUUUUAAGGGUAAAUGACAACUGAAAGUACUGUCACGCAUGUAGCAACCGCUUUUGUUUCACCAAUUAUUGUAGCAUCUAGUAUGCAUUACCGAGUAGACCUUAAAUCUUCCUGUCGCAUUUAUAUUCUCAGUAAAGAAAUGCACUUUUUUACAGCAAGCUGUUCAGGAAAGAAACUUGAAAGCUGAGGAAGUUUCGUCUAGUGAGCUUGUGGAAAUUCCAGAACAAUACAAAGGUUUGGUUUUUGGCAUAAAGAGAAAAAACCUCAAAGAUAUCAGCACUCAUACUGGAGCAAAACUGGUUGGUAACGACAACGGAGUGUUCAUUGUCAGAGGAACACCAGAACAAAGAGUACAAGCUAAAGUGCAAAUCAAAGGAAAAAUU
This is a messenger RNA of Porites lobata, 7512 nucleotides long. NCBI's taxonomy places the organism in Eukaryota, Metazoa, Cnidaria, Anthozoa, Scleractinia, Poritidae. The record is from the annotation of a GenBank genome assembly.